Molecule: messenger RNA, 1392 nt
Organism: Drosophila ficusphila
Lineage: Eukaryota; Metazoa; Arthropoda; Insecta; Diptera; Drosophilidae
Gene: Adat1
Product: tRNA-specific adenosine deaminase 1
Exons: 2
Coding region: 3-1187 (394 amino acids)
Biological process (GO): RNA processing
Molecular function (GO): adenosine deaminase activity; RNA binding
Source: RefSeq, a predicted model, not a curated record
ACAUGUGUGAUAACAACAAACCGUCUGUUCAGGAAAUAUCCAGACUUUGCCUCGAAAAAUUCGAAUCCUUGCCGAAGACAGGGAAACCCACAGCUAAUCAAUGGACGAUUUUAGCGGGAAUUGUAGAGUUCAACCGGAAAACGGAGAGCAGUCAACUGGUGGCUCUUGGAAGCGGAACCAAGUGCAUUGGACACUCCAAACUUUGUUCCAGAGGCUUCAUUUUAAACGAUUCACAUGCAGAGGUUUUAGCUAGACGUGCCUUUCUUCGCUUUCUCUACCAGGAACUGAAGCAGGAGAGGAUCUUCCAUUGGAAUAGCCAAUUAAAUUCCUAUGAACUAGAUGAUCAAGUGGAAUUCCACUUUUUGAGCACUCAAACUCCUUGCGGAGAUGCUUGUAUCCUGGAUGAAGAGGAACCGGAGAAGAAGGCUAAACGCAAGCGACUGGAUGAGGAAUCCGAGAUGGUUUAUACAGGCGCCAAGUUGAUAGGUGAUCUAGACGAGGAUCCCAUGCAGCAAACGCCUGGAGUGCUGCGAACCAAGCCAGGACGUGGAGAACGCACCCUGUCCAUGUCCUGUAGUGAUAAGAUAGCGCGAUGGAAUGUACUGGGAGUGCAGGGUGCCCUACUCGACUCUGUGAUCUCCAAACCCGUAUAUUUCACCAGUCUAAACUUUUGUUGUGAUGAUGCCCAGUUGGAAUCCUUAGAGAGAGCCAUCUUCAAACGCUGGGAAGGCAAGUCCUUUGAGCAUGAGCGCUACCAGCCCCAAAAACCACACAUUCGCAUCGAUUCUGAGAUCAAAUUUGAGUUCUCCCAACGCUCUGAUUGGCAGCCAUCGCCCAAUGGCUUGGUUUGGUCGCUUUUGCCAGAGGAAUUAAGGCCGUACGAAAUUUCUGUAAAUGGAAAGCGACAGGGAGUGACUAAGAAAAAAAUAGACACUCCGCACGCUGCUUUAGCAGUCAGCAAAUAUAAACUGUUCCUUUCUUUCUUGGAUCUAAUAAAAACCAAUCCAAAGCUCUGUGAAAAGUUUGAUCAAGACACUUAUAAGUUUGAUGGUACCACAUAUGCCUCCUGUAAAGACUUAGCUGCAGAUUACCAGCAGGCUUGGCGUCAAUUGAAGGAGAAAUACUUUCUUCAAUGGACCAAAAAACCUCAUGAACUGUUAACAUUUUGUAAAGAACCCAAUAAAUGACUAGAAAAUCGAAUCUGGCAAAGAAGGCAAUGGGGACCUUAAGAAGCGGAGGUAAAAUGAGAUAUUCGCAGUCUUUACCAAUCGUUAAAUCAUUGAUACAAUCCUGCAAACAAUCCCUUUCAGCAAAGAAUCAAAAUACACCUGGUUUAUCAUAUGCAACAUUUAAGCGUGUUAUAUUUAGUUUAUAAUACCAUAAUAACAUAAA